AUUCACAUUAGCCACGGUCCUGUGGCUAAUGGCGGCCAACGGCCAACGGCUAAUGGCGUCGGAAGCGGCUUCAGAACACUCUGAACUUACUAAGCUCCUAAUUUACCUACCAUCCAAGAAACAAUUCAAAUGGAAUUCGAAUGCAAAGUCACUUUUGGAAUUUUGCAUUAAAGAACUGCAGGAUGGAGAUCAAGACGCUUUGAUAAGUCAUUCUUCAAAAGAAAACUUCGAAGUUUACCGAUUCGAAAAUAUAACGGUGAACUUUUAUCCGUCUACGAAGACCGUACAACUGCAAGGUACUGGUAAAGAUUAUCUCAUCAAGAAACUGAUGUCUUUACUUGAUUACUCUGGACAGACAAAUCAGACAACUGAUUGUGAUACUAUCGAACAGGAAUCUAUUGUAACUGAGCAAGAAACAACGGAUCCAGUCGAACUCUCUGAACCGUGUAGUUCAAAGGUCGCCUUAAAGGACAGCUCAGAUCAAAAAGGUCAUGAUGACCGAUAUCAAGAAUUUCUCGAUUUCAAAGAAAUGAUGAAAGGCUUCAUUGAAAAGUUUGACAAGAAAUUAUCCGAUCUUAGUAUGGAUAUGAACGAGCAACUAAUUCUAAUCAAAGAUCUGGAAUGCCAACAGAAGAAUAGCCGGAAAGAAUUAAUUAUGGAAAUGGAUCGGAAGCUAGACGAAACAAAGCAAGAUAAAGUCCUUGCUGAUCUGAAAGGUUUGCAGAGCUCACAUUCCAAACUUGGAAAUAAAAUUCGCGAGACUAAAUUAGACCUCGAAAAAUGUGAGCAGCGAUUGACAUUCAUAGAAACCAAAAUCGAAAUGGACGCUGAAGAAUCCAGCGACGAUGACUCAGAGGACGAAGAGAGCGGCGAGCCAUCGGAUUCUGAACAAGUGGAACAGGUGGAACGACAAAUUAAUACACAAACAACACUGCGGACGACAGUGGCUAGCAGCUCUAGUAUCGUAAACUCUCCAAACACGAACGAUUUGCCGCAGCUUGCUUCUAGCGGUAAUAUUGAAUCACCAAUUAAUGGAAAUCAACAACAAAUAGUCGACUCCUCUCGCACAACCAGAGGCGAAACUGAACCUAGACCAGCCCAGACAGCAACAGAGAAUACGACAAGAGGAAAUGCUACGCUCGCAGAAACCUCCGGAAAUAUCCUGAUGCUCUCUGAUUCUAUCUUUGGAGGAAUUAUUCAAAGCCGGUUCGCGAGAGGUAGAUAUGUAAACAAACAAUAUGUACAAGGAGGCACGAUUGAGAUGCUGGACCACUUGAGCACAAUGGGAUGCGAGGCUGGCAAUAAGUACGAAUACGUCAUAUUGCAUACAGGAACAAACGACAUACGUGAACUUCCCACAGAACAAAUCUGCUCUAAUAUCGAGAAUAUUGUGGAAGAGUGCAUUAAAUUAUGGCCCCAAAGCAAAAUAGUUGUAUCUGGUUUAACGUUUCACUUGAGAGAUCAUGCUAAAAAUGACAUAAUAGACGUUGUUAACAGUGCAUCUGAGCGAUUGUCUUCUAGGUGUGCAAAGGUGUAUUUUGCAGACAAUAGAGGUGUUUGCUUAUCACGUAAUGGAGAUAUCGACGAAAGUGUAUACAGAGAUAAUGUACACUUAAAUAACCAAACGGGAACGAAAAAACUAGUCGCAAGCUUAAAAAGUCAAAUUCCAGGGCUCAGAAGACAAAGGGAUCCCGCUGUAACUCGGAAAUUCCCAGUCAACAACCGUUUCCAGCAAAGAAGACAAGGCGCUCCUAGCGGAUCCACAGGUAUCCCACAAGCAAGAUAUCAGGCCCCCACAGGCAACCCACAAGCGUACUGUCCACCAACAAACAACCCGAUGUUUCGCCCAUUCCCAGGUAACCCACAGGGGUAUCAGCAACCCACAACUAAUCAACUUCCCACAGGUAGACAGCAGUAUCCAAUGAACUCUCAGCAGCAACAAUUAGAACAAGCCCUAAAAAUUAUUUCUGAAUGUGUAAGGUUAGCCUAUAGAAAUGGAUAAAAAACAUCUCAAAUCACUGAAAAUGUCAACAUGCCAGGUUCACUAACUUCUCGUAAUUGGGAUUUUGGGAGGUCUUUAAGAAUUGGUACGUGGAAUAUCCACGGUCAUAAAAGCAAAGAGCUCGGUAAUAAAACAAAAUUAGCAGAGGUAGUUGAUAUCAUUCAACAACAUGAUAUCUUCGGAAUUGUGGAAACUCAUGCUAGUCAAAAUACAGAUUUAGCUGUCGAAAAAUUCAAGCAUUUCAUAAAAACAAGACCAAAAUCUGGUAAAAAAAUUUCUGGAGGGAUCGCACUCUAUAUAAGCAACAAAGUAGCAGAAGGAGUCGAGUACUUACCUUCGGAAAACCGGAAUAUUAUAUGGUGCAAAUUAAAACGAAAUUACUUCGAAACGGAAAAGGAUAUCUUCCUAGGUACCGUCUAUUUUAGUCCUCAAAAUUAUGAACAAACAAAUGAUGAGGAUUAUAUGUCUGAUCUGGAAGAGGAUAUUAUAAAAUAUCUCGGCCAAGGGGACGUCAUUCUGCAAGGGGACUUCAAUGCUAGAACUAGUGAACUAACUGAACAUAUUAAUUUUGAUGAAGAUAGAUUUUUAAGCCUUCCUGACGAUUAUGAACUCGAUGUACCAUCGCCAAGGUACUCUGAGGACCACUAUACUGAUAGCAGAGGAAGAUCACUGAUUGAGCUUUGUAGUGAAAGUAAUUUACGAAUCGCAAAUGGAAGGAUAAUUGGCGAUUUAACAGGGAAAAAGACAUGUUAUCAAUACAACGGUACCAGCUUAGUCGACUACGUGAUAAGUAGCAAUAGAGUACAGCAGAAAUUUCAAUUUCUUAAAAUUCACCCAUUGCUUCCACAUAUUUCUGAUCAUUGCCAUAUAACAUAUAAUAUAAAGAUUGUAAACAAAAUUACGGUAACACAAUCAAAAAGCUUUGCUAAACACGCACGAAUAUUCUGCCACGGUACAAAUGUAAAAGAAAAUGUGGACUCUAUUCUUCGCUCUGAUAUCUAUCGGUCUAAACUGGAUAACCUAGUCAGUCACUGCGAUACCAAUUGCCCAGACACAGCAAGUAAUAUCACAUCAAGUUUUACAAAGCUGCUAGUUGAGAUCAGUGAGAAAGCGGGUUUUAAAUACGGAGACAAGCAGAAAUGUCAAAAAACAAACGCACCAUGGUUCGACGAGGAAUGUCGAUCAGAGAAGGCAAACCUUAAACGGUGUGGAAGGAAGAUAUGUAACUCACCCAAUGACAGUGAGCUAAGGCGGGAGCUAUUUUGGAAGAAGAAAAAAUUCAAGAAAUUAUGUAAACGUAAGAAAUAUCAAUACAGAGCAAGCGGUAUCAAAAAUUUGGAUUUCAAAGAUAGCAAAAAACUUUGGCGAUCACUCAAGAAUCUAUUCAGCGUAGGGAAAGACAAAAAACAACAAGAAUGUGAUUUAGAAAUAGAAAGCUUACACUCACACUUCAUGGACUUAAACAAAACUACAACUACAAAUUUAUCCAUCCCUAAAUGUAGAGACCAGACGGGUCCUUUAGACUCAGAGAUACGGCUAGAGGAGGUAAAAUUAGCUAUAGAAAACCUUAAAAACAACAAAGCUCCCGGUCACGAUAAUAUACUAAACGAGCUACUAAAAUAUGGUAAAGAUACUUUACUACCCUACCUAACUAGGUUAUUCAACAUCAUUUUUAGGUCAGGAGUGUUUCCACAAGAAUGGAAUCUGGGUUUUAUUAUUCCAAUUUUCAAAAAAGGCGAUCGCUCUGACGUCAACAAUUAUAGAGGAAUAACACUUUUAUCAUGCCUCAGUAAGUUAUUUACAUCUAUACUUAAUUCAAGACUCUAUGACUACCUUGUGCAGAAAGGAUAUCUAAAGAAGGAACAAGGGGGGUUUAGGAAAAAACACUCAACAGUAGACAGUAUAUUUAUUCUGAAAACCGUUAUCGACAGAGUAGUAAAAAGCAAACCCAAGAAGAAAAACAAUAUGCUUUUCACUUGCUUCAUAGACUUCCGAAAGGCCUUUGACAGCAUUCCUAGAGAUAAACUAUUUGCGAAAAUACAACAAGCUGGUAUUUCUGGAAACUUUUACGAAGUUCUAAGAUCAAUGUACUCCAAUGAUAUAUCGUGUGGGAAGAUAGGGGAUUCAAUUAGUGAAAGUUUUAGAUGCAUGGUUGGGGUAAAACAAGGAUGCAUGUUGAGUCCAACUCUUUUUAAUCUGUUCCUUAGCGAUUUACCUGAUACCUUAGCGAAAUCUUCAAGUGCCCACAUCUUAGGCAACACAAAAUUAAAUUGUCUUCUGUAUGCAGACGACUUAGUACUUUUCUCGGAAACAAGUAGUGGUCUGCAAGACCUUUUAAAUAGACUUUCUAUCUACUCAGAAGAAAAUAGUCUAAAAGUCAAUACUUCAAAAACUAAGGUGAUGAUUUUUAAUAACAUAGGCAAAGUAAUGAAUAACUAUCAAUUCCUUUUGAACAGGGAACAAUUGGAAAAUGUCAAAUCUUAUAAGUACCUAGGGCUAGUAUUCAGCGCGGUAGGAAACUUUAACUUAGCAAAAGAGGAGCUUAAAAAAACCGCACUCAAAGCUUUAUUUAAGUUAAGGAAAGAUCUCGGUAUUCACUUUAGAUCAGACAUUAAUCUUACAUUAAAACUGUUUGAUGCACUGAUCAAACCAAUUUUAUUGUAUGGCAGCGAAGUAUGGGGUGCCGAUAAUAAAAGCUGUGUUGAUGAUAGAGAUCCGCUUGAAUCAGUACAUCUUAAAUUCUGUAAAAUGUUACUAGGAACUGGAAAAACGGCUGUGAACAAUGCGUGCAGAGGGGAACUAGGCAGAUAUCCUCUUUGUAUAAAUGCAACAUAUAGGAACAUAAAAUACUGGACCAACCUUCGGUCAAAAGAAGAGGCCCUCUCAAAAGUAGUUUAUACAGAAUGUGUAAAUAACCCUCACGUGUCCUACUGGACCCACAAAACAAAAGAAAUAAUUUUCAAAGCGGGUUUUGGGUUUAUGUGGCUCUAUCAAAAUGAAACCGACCCUACAUUGUUCCUUGAUAUUUUCUCUAAACGACUUAAUGAUAUGUAUUUUCAGAAAUGGCAUGGGGAAAUUUUCAAUGACCAAAGGAAAAACAGUAAUGAAAUGAACAAACUAAGAACUUAUAGAACUUUUAAAGACAAAUAUGAAUUAGAGAAUUACCUUGUAGCCAUCCCUAAUGUGAAACAUAGAGUUGCGCUAACAAAACUAAGAAUAAGUAAUCACCAAUUGCAAAUUGAGAAAGGCAGACAUACGAGGCCUUACACAAAGGAAAAAGAUCGGAUUUGCCCAACAUGCAAAAAUGACGUGGAAAAUGAAUUUCACUUUCUAGUACAAUGCCAAACAUACAAAGAGCUACGAAAUUCAGUUAUCCAAAAUUUGCAGCGCAAUCAAAUUACACAAAAACGCCUUUUCAAUUUACUAAUAAAUCCGCCAACUUAAUUAGCAGGGAUAGCGGCAAGGUACAUUUCCGAAUGUUUCAAGCUAAGGGAAACGCUAAUAUGAAAAAUUAAACCUAAAGCACAAUAGAAAUCUGAAGUAAGCAGAG
Messenger RNA from Nematostella vectensis (starlet sea anemone), 5552 nucleotides. RefSeq lists its product as uncharacterized. The record is from RefSeq and is a predicted model, not a curated record. The transcript is spliced from 2 exons. The coding region runs from base 29 to 2002 and encodes 657 amino acids. Lineage: Eukaryota; Metazoa; Cnidaria; Anthozoa; Actiniaria; Edwardsiidae.